Penaeus chinensis is the source of this 4550-nucleotide messenger RNA. Its product is annotated as serine/threonine-protein phosphatase 6 regulatory ankyrin repeat subunit A-like. The record is from RefSeq and is a predicted model, not a curated record. NCBI's taxonomy places the organism in Eukaryota, Metazoa, Arthropoda, Malacostraca, Decapoda, Penaeidae. The transcript is spliced from 28 exons. Gene Ontology annotation, molecular function: protein binding. The coding region runs from base 419 to 4093 and encodes 1224 amino acids.
AUUACUUCAGGACAAGUGGCGAGGAUGGCCGAGGAGACGCGCGUAGUGAAGCUCGACGGCAAUGGACCAGAAGCAGCGGCCACAGAGAACACCAGUGAUAAAGAGAAGGAAAUAGAAGAAGAGAAAGAACAAAGGACAAAGGAAAAAGAUGCAAAGAAAAUCAAGCAUUCUAAAGUACGGACUUUGCUCCACUUGGCGGUCGAGAGAGAGCAAACAAACACACUAACAGCGCUACUUGAACAGGGCAGCGAGGGUCGACGAGUGCGACCACAACGGCCGCACCGCCCUGCUCUUGGCCGCGGAAAAGGGCGCCUCGGAGAUCGCCAAAGCCCUUCUGACUGCCGGUGCCGAUGUGGCCGCAGGAGAUAACCAAGGCACGCGCGCGGUGCACCUGGCAGCCGCCGCCGGCAGCGUGGAAAUGCUAGCGCUGCUGAAGGCGCAGGAGAGCGACCUCAGCGUCGUCGACCUGCAGGGCCGCUCGCCGCUGCACGUGGCCGCUGAGCGAGGGCAGGUCAGCGCCGCCCAGUGGCUGCUGCGAGAAGGGGCGUCGGUGGAUGCGGCGAGCGGGGACAAACAGACGCCCCUGGACGUGGCGAGGGCGCUCGGACACAAGGACAUCGUUGCUCUCCUGGAGGAGGCGCUGCUGGCGGACGCGAAGGACGUCACGGAUCCAGCUGAAGACGCAGAAGAGAGUCUUCCUCCGACAGACAGCGAGAAGGACACGAAAGCCGCGAAGAUAAUGAUGCUGGUUGGAGAUGAGUUGGAUGCUGCAGAUCUGUGUCCUCUCCACCAGUGCGUCUUGGCCGGUGACGCCGAUGCGGUCCAAGAGCUGAUCGACGGAGGGACAGAUAUCCAUGAAAAGGGACCUGGAGGUCGCUUCGCUGUUCACAUUGCUGCCGAGAAAGGUCACUUAGACGUCUUACAGGUACUGAUCGAGGCAGGCUGCGAGAUAACUAUGGGGGACGGCAAAGGCCGGCAGCCGAUCCACCUGGCGGCUCUCGGGGGUCACGCAGCCCUCCUGAAGGUGCUGAUCGACAAUUCGGCUUCUCUGCAAAACUACGACAGGAAAGGCAUGCGAGCGAUCCACUACGCGGCCGCCGGCGGGAGCGAAGUCACCCUCGACCUCCUGCUGGGCUUCAAGUGCGACCUCGACCUCGUGGACGCAUCGAGCCGCACGCCGCUGCACCUCGCCGUUCUGGAGGGCCAGUGCGGCGCCGUCGAGUGGCUCCUGACGAAGGGGGCGACGGCGAGCAAGAGGGACAUCAGGAACCAGAGUCCGCUUGACGUGGCGAGAGCUCUUGGGCGCCGGGAGAUCGAGGAGCUGCUCGAGCGCCGGAGCAGGAGGGCGCCGCGCCUGCAAAUCGCAGAUGAACGUGACAAGAAUAAAAAGAAAGAGAAAGUACACAGGCGAAAGGACUCAGGAACAUCUGAUUUGAAUUCACAGAUCCUUCUGACGUCACGCGAGGGCGACGCAAAGGGGGUGAAGAGGCUGGCGGAUGCUGGAGCCCAUUUGGAGGCGAUAAGCUCACUUCCUACUGAAAAAGGACUUCGCCCUGUCCAUCUGGCUUCUCGGUCUGGCCACAGCUCCACCCUCCAGGCUUUGGUCAGCGCUGGUGCAGACCCUCACUCGAAGGGACCAGAUGGAUUCCGCGCCGUUCACUACGCAUCGAAGGGCGGCCACGUCGAGGUGCUGAAGGUCCUGCAGGCGCUGAAGGUCGACCUGAGGGCCCUGACGGACGCCGGGGAGACGGCCCUCCACGUGGCGGCCGCCUGCGGCAACUUGGCCGCCGUCAAGUGGCUGGCGGAGCAGGCGGGUUUCCGCGACGCUGCGCUCCUGGCGGGAGAAGGCUCCGCGCUGCAGGCGGCGAGAGAGGCUCGAAAAAAGGAUAUUGUAAAAUAUCUAGUGCAUUUCCAGUUGGUUCAUGCUCUGCUCGCGGGAGAUGACAAGGCGCUCGACCAGAUGUCAAAAGACGGUAUUAAUCUUGAUCCCGACUAUAUAUACAACAAGGAACAUGGCUUCCGGUCCGUCCACUACGCUGCCAAGGGCGGUCACCUCAGCGUCCUCAAGUUGCUGAACCGAGCGCAAUGCAAAUUGAAAGCCACGACGCCCGAGGGCCUCACUGCCCUCCACGUCGCCGCCGAAGACGGCCACUUGGCGGCGACCAAGUGGCUGGUUGCCUUCGGCGGCCUGGACGCCGGCCGCGCCUCGAGGGCCGGGCUCACGGCGAUGGACCUGGCCGCGCGGGCGGGGAGCGCGGGCGUGGUCGCCUACUUGCAGGACCACGACGUUUUAAAAGCCUUGUUGGAAGGAGACACCCAGGCAGUCAGAAGAGUGCUACAGACACGCACCGACAUCGACAAACUGUGCAUGGAGAAAAAUAUUAAAGGUUUCCAGGCUGUCCAUUACGCCGCCAAGGGAGGCCAGGUUCCCAUCCUUAAAAUCCUGAAGGAGAACAAGUGCAACCUGAAGGGCGUAACCUAUGGGGGGCUCACGGCCCUGCACUACGCCGUCAGAUACGCCCAACUGGACGUCGUCAAGAGGCUGGUGGAGGAAGGGGAGCUGGACGUCUCCUGCAGGAGCAAGAAGGGAUCCUCCGCCUUGGACUUUGCGAGAGACAGGAAGAAGCAGGAGAUCGCUGCUUAUCUGGGGAGUCUAAAUCAAGGCAAAGAGGGCAGUCGAAGAGCCAGAGGGCGUCCAAAGCUCGAGAAAGAGAAGAAGCCUCUAGUCGUGCAAACCCAGGGAACAGUCACUGACCUGAACUCUGAGAUCCUGACGAUGGCGCAGAAGGGAGACGCGGAGGGUGUGAAGAGGCUGGUGAAGCAAGGCGCAGACCUCGAAGUUCAAAACCCGCGAGCGAGAGAAAGAGGGCUUCGACCCCUCCAUCUCUGUAGUCUGGCGGGUCACACAGCUGCGCUUGAAGCUCUAAUAGAAUGUGGUGCUGACAUCCACUCCACAGGACCACAAGGGCUUUCUGCCGUCCACUACGCAUCCAAGGGCGGCCACGUCGAGGUGUUGAAGGUCCUGCAGCAGCUGGAUGUCGAUCUUACGGUCUUGACGGACGCGAAGGAGACGGCGCUCCACGUAGCGGCCGAUUUUGGUAACUUGGCCGCCGUCAAGUGGCUGGUGGAGCUGGGAGGUUUUAAAAGGAAUUCUCUGUCAAGGGAAGCAGGCUCCGCUUUCGAUUUGGCGUGGAAUUCUGACGAAAAGGCUGUUGUCCAGUACCUGAUGAAUGUCCAGUUGCUAAAUGCCGUGAUUUGUGGUGAUCUUUCCACUGUCAAAGAAUUGAUCGAAGGAGGGAUAGAGAUUGACGAUGUAAAUGUUGUAGGAAGAAGAGAAGGUUUCAGGAUUGUCCACCACGCGGCUGUAUCCGGCGACCUAAAAAUCCUCAAACUCCUGAAGCAGGUAAAGUGCAACAUGAAAGCAGUGACAGAGAAGGGACUGACAGCCCUGCACGUGGCCGCACAUGAGGGCAACGCAGCGGCCGUCCGGUGGCUGGUGGAACGCGGGGGCUUCGCGACCGACGGGUUUAGCGGCGCCGGGGUCAGGCCUGAGCAGCUGGCGCGCCGAGGGGGCCACGAGGAGGUCGUCCGCUACUUGCACGACAUCCUCCUGAUGGCUCGCCAUGGAGACACUGAAGGCGUUAAGGGCCUGGUGAAGGAAAAGACGAGCUUGGAAGUGAUUAGCAGGCUACCUCGUGAGAGGGGAAUGCGGGCCCUUCACCUGGCAGCUUGGUCGGGUCACGUCGGCGUCGUCAGAGAGCUCAUAACGGGAGGAGCCGACUCUCGCGCCAAGGGACCAGGAGGUUUCCGCGCCGUCCACUACGCAUCGAAGGGCGGCCACGUCGAGGUGCUGAAGGUCCUGCAGGCGCUGAAGGUCGACCUGAGGGCCCUGACGGACGCCGGGGAGACGGCCCUCCACGUGGCGGCCUCCUGCGGCAACUUGGCCGCCGUCAAGUGGCUGGCGGAGCAGGCGGGUUUCCGCGACGCUGCGCUCCUGGCGGGAGAAGGCUCCGCGCUGCAGGCGGCGAGAGAGGCUCGAAAAAUGAGCGUCGUUAAAUACCUGGCGAGUGUUCCGCAGGUGACCGGAAAUUAGGCAGAUUAAUAAAAGAGAAGUGACUGAGGGAGGACAGAGGUAUGGCACAGCAGGGAAAUGCAUGGCUGAACAGGAUUUAGAGAUUCUUUAUUAUUACAAAGCAGUCGUUGUUAUGUUUUAGCCCUAAAGAGGGUAGUUACAACAUAGCCUCUGUGUGCUGGGUGGGGAAUGGUAGCGAUCUCGUCUAGCAAUCUCGCUGACCCGCGUUCGAAUCCCUCGCCGCCAGUGGAUGGUAACCCCUGGCCAUUCCUUGCACACAGGGUUAACUUAGAAACAAAAUAAAACAGACACUAUGCCACACCAAGAAUAUCCAUUGUAACAAAUGGGAUCAAAUUAGAUUUAGUUAAUUAAUUAAACUCUCUCUCUCUCUCUCUCUCUCCGUGUCUCUCCCUCUCUCUUUCUCUCUCUCUCUCUGUCUCUCUCUCUCUCUUUGUCUCUCUCUCUCUCUCUGUCUCUG